This is a messenger RNA of Xyrauchen texanus (razorback sucker), 4947 nucleotides long. Its product is annotated as potassium voltage-gated channel subfamily H member 6-like. The record is from RefSeq and is a predicted model, not a curated record. Gene Ontology annotation, biological process: regulation of heart rate by cardiac conduction; potassium ion transmembrane transport; regulation of ventricular cardiac muscle cell membrane repolarization. NCBI's taxonomy places the organism in Eukaryota, Metazoa, Chordata, Actinopteri, Cypriniformes, Catostomidae. The transcript has 15 exons. Gene Ontology annotation, molecular function: inward rectifier potassium channel activity. The coding region runs from base 196 to 3951 and encodes 1251 amino acids. Gene Ontology annotation, cellular component: membrane.
GAUCCAGAGCGUACUAUCAGACUUUCAAGAAGCGCGCGAUCGGUCGGCAUUUAUACGCUGAUGAGGUGUUAAGUUAAGCUUGAAUACAUGUCUGAGACUUCGCGGUUCAUUCAGUGUAUCUCUCGUAUUUAAGGUAAACUUAGCUGACGGGGUAGGCUACUUGUAGAACUUUUUGCCCCACUGAAGAAGGACAUAAUGCCUGUUCGACGGGGACACGUUGCGCCUCAGAACACCUUCCUGGACACCAUCAUUCGCAAAUUCGAGGUUCAAAAUCGCAAAUUCAUCAUCGCCAAUGCUCGAGUGGAAAACUGCGCCAUCAUCUUCUGCAAUGACGGCUUCUGUAGCAUGUGCGGCUACACACGUGCAGAGGUCAUGCAGAAGCCAUGUACCUGCAGUUUUCUGUAUGGACCACACACUGGAAGACCAGCUGUGGCCCAGAUGGCCAAAGCUUUGCUGGGGUCUGAAGAAAGGAAAGUGGAAAUCUCCUUAUACAGGAAAGAUGGAGUGUGUUUGCCAUGCUUUGUAGAUGUGGUUCCUGUUAAGAAUGAAGAUGGCUUAGUCAUCAUGUUCAUCCUGAACUUCGAGCUUGCAGAUCAGCAGGACAGGCCUCUCGACAGCCUAGGCAAAGACAUCAAGCACAAACACACCAUCCCCUGGCUCUCUAAAGCAAGAAGACGCCAGCUCAGGUUUCCUCUGCCCCUCUUGCGCUCCCUGAGUGGCAGCAAACAGUCUCUACAGGACGAUUCUGAAAAGGGUUAUAUGCAGCCAAUGCCUCAUAUGGGCCAUGAGUCAGUAACCCUGGACAAACUGUUGUCCCUGCCUGAGCGCUCUGCGCUGGGGGGAUCUCAGCUUUUUUGGUGGGAAGAUAAGGCCCAAAAUGAGCCCGAAAAUGAGCCACGGACAUCAGAAGUGUUCCCUCCCCUGCCCCAGGGCUUCUCCCAGUCCUCCCCACGCCUGCACAACCUCACAUCAGUGGCAUCUCCUUCUAGCUGCAGCAUGGCCUAUAGUCGCUCCUGCGAGAGCCUUUGUGGCAUGCGGCCCUCACCCUCUACCAAUGACUUUAACUGGGACUGGAAGCUGCCCAUCAGACCCAGUAGCACAGGCACCAUGCACCGCAAAUCCAGCUUGCAGAACGCCACUUUGGACUCAGACCUUAUACGUUUCCGGACCCCAGUUCGGGCCUCACAGAUAACGCACAACUUAAUAGACAUAAAGCCGGAUCCCUUAAUCACUGUUCCGGCCAGUGAGAUUGACAUCAUCGCCCCCUGCAAACUGAUAGACCGAACCCAUAAUGUGACAGAGAAGGUCACUCAGGUACUGUCUCUGGGUGCAGAUGUCCUUCCUGAAUAUAAACUCCAGGCUCCCCGCAUCCACAAAUGGACCAUUUUACACUACAGCCCCUUCAAAGCAGUUUGGGACUGGGUCAUCUUGUUGCUGGUCAUCUAUACUGCAAUCUUCACACCUUAUUCAGCAGCGUUCUUGCUCAGCGAUGAGGAGGAGGCUGCCAUGCAGGACUGUGGCUACUCCUGCAGUCCACUUAUCGUGGUGGACCUCAUUGUGGAUAUCAUGUUCGUAGUGGACAUUGUGAUAAACUUUCGUACAACCUAUGUAAACAGCAACGAUGAAGUGGUCAGUCAGCCUGGCCGCAUAGCUGUCCACUAUUUUAAAGGCUGGUUCCUCAUUGACAUGGUGGCCGCCAUUCCCUUUGACUUGCUCAUUUACCGCUCUGGAGAAGAGACAACGACUCUGAUUGGGCUACUGAAGACUGCUCGACUGCUGCGAUUGGUGCGCGUGGCACGCAAACUAGAUCGGUACUCUGAGUAUGGAGCUGCAGUGCUCUUUCUGCUCAUGUGCACCUUUGCGUUAAUCGCCCAUUGGCUGGCAUGCAUCUGGUAUGCGAUUGGGAACGUGGAGAGGAGUGGCCCAACUCGAAUUGGUUGGCUGGAUUCUUUGGGAGAUCAGCUAGGGAAACCAUAUAAUGUGUCAAUACCUGGAUCAGGACCUUCUAUUAAAGACAAAUAUGUCACUGCCCUCUACUUCACCUUCAGUAGCCUCACCAGUGUGGGCUUUGGAAACAUCUCCCCAAACACCAACUCCGAGAAGAUCUUCUCCAUCUGUGUCAUGCUUAUUGGAUCUCUGAUGUAUGCUAGUAUCUUUGGAAAUGUGUCAGCCAUCAUCCAAAGGCUGUACUCUGGCACCGCACGAUACCACACUCAAAUGUUGCGGGUUCGAGAGUUCAUCCGUUUCCACCAGAUCCCUAACCCACUCAGGCAAAAACUGGAGGAGUAUUUUCAGCAUGCUUGGUCCUACACUAAUGGCAUUGAUAUGAAUGCUGUGCUGAAGGGGUUCCCAGAAUGCCUGCAGGCAGACAUCUGUUUGCAUCUGAACCGUUCCUUGCUACAGAACUGUAAAGCUUUCAAGGGUUCCACUAAAGGCUGUUUACGAGCUUUGGCUAUGAAGUUCAAGACCACACAUGCCCCACCGGGAGACACUUUGGUCCAUGCUGGCGAUGUGAUUUCAGCACUUUACUUCAUUUCUCGUGGCUCCAUUGAGAUUUUAAAGGGAGACGUGGUUGUGGCCAUUUUAGGGAAGAAUGAUAUAUUCGGAGAGCCCAUUAACUUAUAUGCACGUCCUGGAAAGUCAAGUUCUGACGUGAGAGCGCUGACUUACUGUGACCUGCACAAAAUCCACAGAGAGGAUAUGCUGGAGGUCCUGGACAUGUAUCCAGAGUUCUCCGACUACUUCUGGGGCAACCUGGAGAUCACCUUCAACUUGAGAGAUACCAACUCUAAGUCUGGGUCAAUGAGUAGUGAUCCUGACGAUUCUGAGCAUGGCUGUAUUGAAUGUCACCCACACAGAACAAAGAUGUUCUUCUAUUCAAAGAAUGAGAGGAAUUCCAUGCCACAAGCAGAUAACAAAGAGAGGCCAGAAGACAAACCCAAAAGAAUGAAUCUCCAAUCACAGAAUUCAAUCAGCAAACAGCAUGAGGAAAGACAAGCUCAGAAUCAGGUCUCAGAAAUGUUUUCCUCCCAGUGCAGCAGUGAUGAUGAUGAAGAGAACAGACGGCCCAGUGCAUUAGUGGACUGCUCUCAGAGCCAUAUCACUAGCUUCAGCAAUGACCACAAAACCAGUAACUCGUUCAAUGCAUUCUCAGGAGCUCUUUCAGGGGUCUCUAAAAUCUUCAGUUUUUGGGGGGAGAAUCAUGGUCAUCAGUACCAGGAAGUACCCAGCCACAGCAUGUCCUUCCCCUCAUCUUCAGUUCAAUCCAAUACUGUCCUGCACAAUGUCACCCAUCGGCAUUGCAAUGAAGUAGAGAACCGACUGGAACUUUUGCAGCGGCAGCUCCAUCGACUAGAGAAGCGCAUGUCAGCGGACAUCGGGGCCAUAAUGCAGUUGCUUCAGAGGCAGUUGGUGCUGGUUCCACCGGCCUACAGCUCUGUGACGUCCCCUCUAGAAACGUCUCCAAAUGUACCCAAACCAGGAAAGAAAUUGGUACAGCCUGUCAACCCUUUAGAGACAGAAACGCCAGCCAUUUUUUUUGAGAUACUUGAUUCCCAGGACUUUUCUGACAGUUCCCAAAAGUCCAACGAAAGUCUGUCAGGGGUGAUGGAGCUUCAGCUCUUGAAAUGUUCCUUACAGCCCUUCUCUGAGAGUCAGGCUUUUAACCAGAAUCCUUCUGGGGCUUAUACAAGGAGAUGGACAAAUAGUAUAGGCCACAGAGCUGCAAACCACUCUGAUGUUCUUACAGCACACACCGAUUGCCAUCCAGCAGUCAUGGCUGAUCAAGCAAAUGAUCAUUUUAUAGAUGCAAAGCCUAUUAAAACUUUAGCUGGACGGAGGCUCAGGUCCCCUGAGUGUCAAAGACGCCUAUCAUUGCCAGUGCAACAUCAGGUAGAGGAUGAGUCCUCAAUCCAAAAAAGACAUGGCUCUGAUCCUGGCUGUCAACAGUGAAACUUUUGUUUUAGCAUCUCAGUGGAAAACAAUGUAUACAAACUGAGGGAUCGCCAUAGAUCAGAAUGAUUGCAGGACGUUUUGAAGAACUCCUAAUUCAGGUUCAUAUUAUUUACCUCAGAGAGUCACAGGAAGAGGCAUCAUUAAUGUUCCUGUAGGCUGGUCAAUUUGUGUUAGCUGGUCUAGCGAAACUCAUUGUUCUUACCUGCCUCUUACUGAAAACAUUUUAUGAAAGUGUUCAUUUGCUCUUACAUGAACAUAUUAUUUUGAAGUGUAACUGUAAUGAUUUGUAUUAGCAUAUCAGUUUUCUUAAAAUGCAGUUUUGUUUGUUUGGAAUUAUAAUAAUAAUUGAGAAAAGAAAAGUCUCAGACAUAGCAAUACACUGGAAAGGUCAAUCAGAGUGUGAUUUGUUAGUCAUUGAGUUUGUGAUACGGAACCUUUAUCUCAGGUGGCAGAACCCCAGGCUCAACUCUUGUAGCUAAAAUACCUCAGAGUGAGUGAAUCAAGUGAUGACUGAUACCUGAUGAAUAAUAUAUACUAUAUUACUGAAAGCAUGUGUUAGUACUGUAUCUUUCAGGCCAUCAACUGCAGAGAGAUUCCCAACAGAAUAGAUUAUCACUCUUAAAAUAUACAGUAUAUAUGUAAUCAUCAGUUUGACUAAAGUGUCAAAUGUGUGUAUAAUGUGAUUUUGAAAGUUUAAAUUUCAGAAAAUCCAUUUGGAUAAUAAUUCAUGUUUAAAAUCUACAUCACCACUGCAGUUAGGGUAGAAAAUACAUAUAUAAUAUACAUAUGUAAUCAGCUGUCACUGGUCCAUACCAAACACAUACUGUAGGAAGCCAUACUAGAAAUAAAUAGGGAAUCUGGUACGUAGAAAGAGAAAAGCUUGGAAUGCUAAAUUGUAUUAUAAAGUGUAGUAAUGUAUUGCAAAUUUGUGUAGGAAUAUUUAUUGUUAGCUUACUAUAAAUAGAUUUUUGUGUAGAUUUUAUCUCCUAUGAA